Molecule: messenger RNA, 710 nt
Organism: Neltuma alba
Lineage: Eukaryota; Viridiplantae; Streptophyta; Magnoliopsida; Fabales; Fabaceae
Product: UPF0434 protein ERGA_CDS_01260-like
Exons: 4
Coding region: 25-306 (93 amino acids)
Source: RefSeq, a predicted model, not a curated record
GAAUCAAGGAUAGCAGCAGAUGAAAUGGUGAGGACGAGCAAAGCGCUUCUGCAGAAAGCAGAGACACUAGGGAAGACCCUAACGGAGAUACUGGUUUGCCCUAUCUCAAAGCAACCCUUGAGGUUCUGUGAGGAAACAAAUGCCCUAAUCAGUGAUGCCAUCGGCGUUUCCUUUCCUAUAAAAAAUGGGAUUCCUUGCUUAGUUCCCAUGGAUGGCAAGAUACUUGAGGAAGAAGGUACAGCAAAGCCCGAGGAUACUGCCAAUUCAUCAUCAAGAACUGAAGAGAAUCAUGGAAGAAAUUCUUAACUUGAACUGUGAGACAUUAUAUCUUUGCAUUAUUAGUUGAUAUUGGCUGUUCCCAUUACUUGCCUUGUAUGUCGCUCUCGAUGUGAUGAUCAGUUAUCUAUUAGCCUGCGGCUAAAUCUGAGCAGAUAAGAAGCAACUCCAUCACCACCAGGGGCAGAAUCAUUUUUGACUUUUUAGAAGUGAAGAUUUUGUGUUACAAACUGGUUGUGUGCUAGUGACCCGUGAUCCGGGGUAUUCAUGUAUCCCAGAUUUUGCUUUGUAGAGAAGUUGUUGGAUUAUACACUGUUGACGAUUUGUACUGUCAUACAUGUACGUCUAUGGGCAAACAUCCGCACCCUUAUAUAAAUUCACUACAGUUUAGAGAAAAUAUGAAUGAAAACAGUACCAAGUAUGUUGUGCCACAA